Didymella exigua CBS 183.55 is the source of this 4620-nucleotide messenger RNA. RefSeq lists its product as uncharacterized. The annotation marks the transcript as partial. Lineage: Eukaryota; Fungi; Ascomycota; Dothideomycetes; Pleosporales; Didymellaceae. Gene Ontology annotation, molecular function: anaphase-promoting complex binding. The transcript has 2 exons. The record is from RefSeq and is a predicted model, not a curated record. Gene Ontology annotation, biological process: activation of protein kinase activity; mitotic DNA replication checkpoint signaling; mitotic G2 DNA damage checkpoint signaling.
GGUCAUACUUCGUAGAGGCGCACUUGCCAUCUAAGGCUAGCCCAAAUCGCGUCCUUUGAUGCGACGCGAACGCGCUCGCGUAGAACCACUUUGAUGCUCAAGUUCUCCCCACCACGAACAUUUGCACGCUGAACAUCUUCUAAUCGCUGUCCGCCCAAUCUUUACUCAUAAUUAGCGAGCAUAGAAUAAUCUUUAACCCGCUUGUUGUUCUUCCGCCACAUUUACAUUCAGACAUAGCAGCCCUGCACACGAACGCGAGUUGGUCGCGUCCAUUCGUCUCGACUGUACCCGCGUAGCCUUCGCCUGCAACCCCCCUCCCCCCCAUACAUUGAACAUGGCCACAAUAUGUACUGGUGCGACUACUGCGCCCACAAAACCUCGAUCAAAACUUAUAGCAGCUCUACGAAAGCCAACUUCCAGCGAUUCUUCAGACAGCAGCGCAGACUCGGCCAGCGAUGCUUCAGAUAUCGAGGACACGCCUACAAACACCAAGUCUGCACACGAUUUGCGACUCCAAGCCAGAACCCCAACACCUGAGGAAGUGGAGGAGGAGGACGAAGUUGAUGCAGAGAGCGCGUACUUGCGCAUGAAGCAGAGAUUGGCGGCGGAGAAGGACUCACGUCAGCAGCAGGCGCAGAAGCCGGUACUUGUCCAAGCAACGGCUAUCAGUAGUGAUGAGGAAGAGUCAAUGCCAGUAGGAAAGGCUACCCGCACAUUGGCAGGAAAUACAAGACCAAGCCCACGAGCCUCACCGUCACCAAGCGCCCAAUCACGCCAGUCGUCUCCUGGCCUUUUUGUCUCGCCAGGCCCGUCACCAGUCAAGAAACGGUCCCCGAUCCGAGAAACAGCUGGCUCCGAUGCAGAUGAGUCGUCACAACAGGCGUCUGCCACCGACCUACAAGAGCGCGUGAAGCGCAUCAGAGCCGAGAGACUUGCCCGGCAGCAGGGGGCAGCUGCUCAACCGACGCAGCAAAAUGCACCCAAGCGAUCGUCUGAGCAAGAUGCGGCCAGUGACGAUGACGCCGAAGUGGACAGGCGGCUGACACAACAGUCCAAGCCUACUCGACGCGCAGGCAAGAAGGCUAUGGAGGCAAUGGCUCGUGACCAGCAACGAAUCAGCCGUAACAUGCAGCUCACGCACCAGGCCAAGACGAAGAAGAGGCACACAACGAAGGAUCUGUUUGCCAAAUUCGGGUUCACCGCGCCGGGUCAGAAAGAGACCACAGCACCUCCCACACCGGAGAAGACUGCGGGUCUUGUGUCAUCAGAUGUCGAAGCUCAGGCAAUGCAUGACACACCACCCACUAGCCCACUUCGCCAGGGCGAAAUGAUGGAGGACACGGUGAAGACUGCAACCCCAACACCAAAGGCAGUAGCCAUGAAAGAAGUCGACACCACACCAGUUCCUACGAAAUUAGACAAGGGCAAGGGACGCGCCCCAGAGUUCGCACAUCUCCCUACACGUGUGUGGCCGACACAAGUACAGCCAGUGACAGUACAGCACGCACAAAUGCAGUCUGCCCGGCCUUCAGACGACAUGGUGGAACUGUCUGACUCUGACUCCGACGCAAAGGAGGCGCCAAAGAGCAGAUUCGCUGUGUUUGACAGAAUUUGCACAAAGGAGGACGAGUCCAAGUCAUUCGUGACCUUGCGUCACCUGGCCCAUCUCACUUCUACCAAGCAGACUCGCCAAGGCCCGAAGGCGAUCAGUCGCAGCGAGAUGCACUUCUCCCUCGCACAACGUGCCCGCCAGCAAGCACAGAAGGCACGUGAAGAGAAAAUCGAAGAGCUGAAGCGCCGCGGUGUCUACGUCGAGACCGAGGAAGAGCGGGAGAAGCACCAGAUGGAGGUCGAGGAUCUGGUGGCUCGGUUCGAGAAGCAGCGACAGAAAGAUCUCAAGCUGGCCAAGAUGGAGAAGAAGGAAGCCAAGGCCAAUGGGGAAACCGACGACCUGCCAUCCAGCGAUGAGGAUGACGGAGACUAUGUUGGCAGCGGCGAAGAGAAUGCGGCUGAAGACGACAACGAAGACCAGGAAGACGAGGAAGAGGCUGAGCUGGAGCUGUCCGGGUCAGAAGACGAACCGAUGGAGGACGAAGACGCCGAGGCGGAAGACGUGACGAUGGUCGAACCUGCUGAAGCGGCUGACGAGGAUGAUGAGCUCAGUAUGCCCGUACGCAAGUCGACCACAGCACGGGCUCGCAGAGUCGUCGAGGACGACGAUGAGAGCGACGAUGAGGCCGAGACAUCCGGAUCCCCAACACAGCAAGCAACCCAUGAUGAUGCAAUGGCGGCCUUUGGAUUCGGACACUCGAGCCCUGGACCCGGUCUGACACAGAUGUUCGCUGGCACGAUGGCGAACCUGAACGACUCUCAAGCCACCCAGGAAGAGGCCGAGCAAGACUCUCUCGACUUCCUGCGAAGCCUGCCAGACACUCAACCGGACGUUGCGUUCAGUCAGACGAACGAUACGCUAGUGCCCAACAGCCAGCUGUUCGCGACGCCUCGCAAGGCGUCACAAGCUGGAGCGGAAACCCAGUUCAGCUUCGGGAUUGGAGAUCUGAUGGGGCCAAGCCCUUCGAAGACUCAACUCUCCGAGGCCCCUGAGCCCACGCAAGAUGCCGGCUUCUCCUUCUCUCGAUCGCCGGCUGGCGUCAUGGCCCCGGCCUCAACUGUCGAGACGGUGAUGAUGUCAGUCGCCGAGUCGCCGGUCAAGAAGAGAUCUGGCAAGCUGCAGCGCGGGCGGCAAGAGGCGGCCGUCGAGCUCUCUGACGUGGGGGAGGACCUGAAUAACGCGGACGCGGAGCUGAGUGACGUCGAUGAUAUCCAGCGGCCGCCAAAACACAGGGACGCGUUCCGCACCAUGCAGAAGGGCGCAAAGAAGCAGAAAGCCCUCGAAGCCUACAGCAAGAAGACCAGCGCGGCCAAAGACGUCGUCGAGGAGCAAGCCGACGAAUCCGAAGACGAGUACGCAGGUAUCGGCGGGGCCAGCGACGACGACAGCGACGAGGAAGACGAAGACCUCAAGGACAUGAUUGAUCAGUCGGACGUCAAGGUCGACGAGCGCCGGAUCGCCGCCUUUUAUGCCGAAAAGUCCAAGAAAGACGACGAGAAGAACAUCAAUCAGCUCUACAAAGACCUCAUGAGCGGCGGCCUCCGCAGGCGAGCCGGGCGCAACGCGUUCGACAUGUCCGACUCGGAAGACGAAGCCGAGACGCGGGGGCGCAGGAAACGCGCCGAGUUCGCGCGCAUGCAGAAGGCGCUCCUCAGCGACGAGAAGAUUGGCAAGCUGGCCGACAACCCAAAGCAACAGGCCUUCUUCAAGACGCUGGCGGACUUUGCGGAUGAUGCCGAGUACGACUUUCUCGAGCUGCCGGAGCCGAAGAGCGUGUACGCGGAGGAGAGCCAGAGCCAGAGCCAGAGUCAAGAUCAAGAUGAAGAACAAGAUCAAGAUCGAGAUGAAGAACAAGAUGAAGAACAGCAGGCUGCGGGGACAGAGGAUGAGACCGUGGACGUUGUCCCGGACUCACAGGCAAACGAGACAACCACACCUCCCCCCAAUGCUCUCAAACGCAAAUCCCCCCCACACAGCCAGAAAGAAAACCGCGGCCCGCCCGCUGCGCGGCGGAGCGAAAACGGGCUGAGCCGCCGCCCCCUCACGCUCGCAGACGUGCAGACCAGCGUCUCAGAGCUACUGGCGGACUCGCGCGCCGCGGCGCCAGACAGCCCGUACGCGUCGUCCAGCGACUCAGAGCCGGACACGGCGCCCAAACGCGUGCGCGGCCCCGUCGUCGACCGGCUCUCGCUCAGCAGGCAGGCGACGCUCGACGAGUCGCGCGAGGCGGACGCGGGACAGGCCUUUUACGCGCCGUCGCGGGCAGCGACGGGGUUCCGCGUCCCCAGCUUGAUCCGCCAGGCGACGUCGCUCUCCGCGUCCACCGUCUCCGAGGGCGGGGGCGGGCGCGGCAAGACGGGCCAGAGCGAGGGCGUGAGGAGGGGCGGCACGGGGCGCAGUAACAUCCACGCGCAGGCGCGCGAGGCGGAGCGGCGGGCGGUGUUGGAGAAGAAGGAGGGGCGGCGGAAGGACGAGCUGAGGCGCAAAGUGGACGGGGCGCGGAAGAGGGGGGUGAGGAGCGUGCUGGGGGAUUUGGGGGGCGGGUUUGAGUAGGUAGGCGAGACUUGGGUGCAUGCAGGCAGUACAUUCGUAGUUGUCACCUCCCAUCACACCCUCUUACUGACCCAUGACACCCUUUCACUGACCCAUCACACCCCCUCACUGACCCAUGACACCCGCUCACUGACCCAUGACACCCGCUCACUGACCCAUCACACCCGCUCGCUGACCCAAAUCGCCCCGCGACACCCCGCGCGUAUGCCCUGGGUAAGCACGUCGUACGGCCUUGCCUGCUUCGCGUCGUUUUCCACGGCGUGAUCCAGAUGCUCCAACUCCUCAUCCCUUAUCCGCCUCAGCUCGCCCACCAGCCUCUCCAGCUCGGGCCCCAGCGUCUCCCCCCUCGCCUCACACUUUUCACUCCAAUCAAGCAGCACGCGAACCUGCUCGUUGUAAUGCGUCCCAAUCUCCGUCUCCACAGCCUCGGUGCACGCCAUGGCGGCCUCGCGCCC